GCGGCGCUGGUUAUGUACAGAGAGGUUCCCAGUGUGUAGAGUGCUGUAUGUAGAAGUUGAACAUGCUUUAAGGGCAUCCUGUCACACACACACACACAAACACACACACACGGAGCAGAAGCCUGAGAGAGAACAAAAACAACUAAUCUCACUUUAAAUCAUGAGGGCUUAUUUCUCCACCAGUUGGAUAUUUCGAGGCUGGAUCUACUGCCUGAUCUUUGCCUUAUGUAUCCAGAGAAAACAUGCCAAACCAACAUGCUCAGAAACGCAGUACCUCUGGAAAAACAAGAAAUGCUGUAGUCUGUGCAAACCAGGAACGUAUCGGUCGGCGGAAUGCAACGAGGACAGUGACACCAAAUGUCGGCCAUGUGGGAAGAACGAGUACCAGCCAGAAUAUAACAAGGAGGAGGCAUGCCUUCCACAGAAGUUCUGUGACGAGGGGAAAGGAUUUUUUCGGCCCACUCCCAGUAGCACCACAGAGCUUGAAUCAUGUCGGUGUAGAGACGGCUUCCAGUGCACCACCACGUACUGCGAGUUCUGCGAUAAAAUCAAGCCCUGUCCUCCAGGCCAAGGACUCGCAGGGGAGCCUGGCAAACAGUCGUGUAAGGACUGCGACUACGGAUUUUUCUCUGAUUCCAACUCGGUAGAAGCGUGCAAGAAAUGGACAGACUGUAAAGCCACUGGCAAGACAGAGGCAAAGCCGGGCAGCCCUGAAGCAGACACAGUGUGUGGGCCACCUUUCGAGCCUUUGACAUCGUGGGCCAUUGUGGCAAUACCCUGUGCCAUAAUCGUCAUAUUUGCGGUGAUUCUUUCCUGCUACAAGGAUAAACUGAACAUCCUCUCAGUUAAUCUACGAACCUGUGUCCAGAACAUUAAACAGAGCAGAAUCCAACAAGAGACGCUAACACCACCGUACAAUAGCAACCGCCCCCUGUAUGAGAUCACGUCUCAGGUGGAUGAAGGAACCACAGAAUACCUGAGCAUGUGCUCCAAAGCCAAUUGUGAUUCCCCUGGCUUAGACAAGACUCAAGAAAACAAGAAGACCACACACUCCUCCCAGCUGGAACGGGACCAGGCCGACGGAUCGUCAGGCAGCUCCAGCGAGGGCUCCGAGGGGCCAGGUUCUCCGCUUCCUGGCAGCUCCUGCAGCUGCUUGAUCAUGAAGGAGCCGAUGGAGGUGGGCGAGAACGAGGACUGCAGUGAGCUGGUGGCAACAGGCCUGGCUGGCUGCUGCUCCUGUGCUCAGGGGGAGAAUGUGGUCAUCCAGCCGAGGAAGGAAGGCGAUGUGAGCCUGAAAGAGUCUCCUCUGUGUGGGAACUGCUACACUGACAGCCUACCGGGAUGCCUGCAAGGCUCUCAGGAGCUGUACCUGGACUACAGCAGUGCAGCCGGCAAGGAGGUCAUGUCAGAGGUCAGGGAUUUACACAGUGACACAAGCACAUAUGAAAGGAAUGAGCCACAAUGCUGCAGCAUCGAAUCCACUGCCGUACUAUCAUCACUUAGCAUGAGCAACAACCAGGGGCUCUCGCUGAUCUCCAGAGCAGAUAACUCAGAUAAAAAGCCCAAAGCUGAUGCGGAUUUGGAAAUCCAGAGCCAGAGCUCCGAGGCUGCUCUCACCUGUGCUCAGGUGACAGGAAACAACAACACGACAUUCAUCUCCACCGGCCAGGUGAUGAACUUCACGGGUGAUGUUAUCAUGGUGUACGUCAGCCAGACGUCACUGGGCAGCAGCGGUGACGAAGAGCCUUACGCCAGUCCAGUUCAGGAGCAAUCGGCUGAAUGCGGCGUUCAGAAUGUGCCCAAAGCGCAUGAGAGACAUAUACCUGUGCAAGAAAUGACAAACCAGCGUCCUCAGCUGAAUCUCUCUGUCUGAACUGGAGCUUCGAAUUUUUCUUUUAUAUUUCUUUCCUAGCAUCCAGAGUGCUGUUUCUUAAAAAUGCCGUGCAUUUGUUAAAUAUUUGUAUAUACAGUACGUUUCGUGUUUGUUUUGCAAUCAGCAUCUACAUGCUAUAAUGCUACGAUGAUUUGCCCGUUUAUUCUGCAUUGAAUUUUUUUAUCCAUGACUGUAAAUUGCAGAAAUAAACUCUCCAGGCCGAAUAAACCCCGUGGAUCAAUGAGACAAGGAGCCAAAGUGCUGAAUGACACCUGCCAAACAAAAUCAUCACAGGUCCAAGAGAAAGCAAGACUUUUAGAAGGGGAACAAAAGUCUGACUGUCCCAGAUGUCCCUUCGCUCUUAGCUGUUUUAAAGGCUAGAGCACAACGUCUCCUUGAGAGAUCACUUCAUGGACCAAAAGGAACUGUGAAUGUAGAGGGACAGUUUGCUUUUUUUUCUUUUCUUUUUUUUUGCAGUGUUUCUUAAAAAUGUAUUUUAUAUUAUAUACUUUCUGAUCAGGGAAUUUUAUGAUUUUCAGAUAUUCUUCAGAUUUGUUUGUUUGUUGUUUAUGGUGGCAUUUUUAGUCACCAACCUGACCAUUCAGUUUCGCUGAAAUAAAAAGGAGUGUAGCCAUGGA
Messenger RNA from Hemibagrus wyckioides, 2511 nucleotides. RefSeq names its product tumor necrosis factor receptor superfamily, member 11a, NFKB activator (gene tnfrsf11a). Gene Ontology annotation, cellular component: membrane; external side of plasma membrane. The record is from RefSeq and is a predicted model, not a curated record. Gene Ontology annotation, biological process: immune response; response to interleukin-1; lymph node development. The transcript is spliced from 10 exons. Gene Ontology annotation, molecular function: cytokine binding; tumor necrosis factor receptor activity. The coding region runs from base 161 to 1873 and encodes 570 amino acids. NCBI's taxonomy places the organism in Eukaryota, Metazoa, Chordata, Actinopteri, Siluriformes, Bagridae.